AUGCCUCCGCCUCACUACGACUUUCUCAUCAAACUGCUCCUCAUUGGCGAUUCAGGCGUCGGAAAAUCCUGUCUCCUGCUCCGUUUCUGCGAUGACCAAUGGACCCCUUCCUUCAUCACUACCAUUGGAAUCGAUUUCAAGAUCCGAACCAUUGAACUCGAUGGCAAGCGCAUCAAGCUCCAAAUUUGGGAUACUGCAGGACAGGAACGCUUUAGAACCAUAACCACUGCAUAUUACCGCGGCGCUAUGGGUAUUCUACUCGUGUACGAUGUCACGGACGAGCGGUCUUUCAACAACAUCCGUACUUGGCACGCCAACAUCGAGCAGCACGCCUCCGAAGGCGUUAACAAGAUUCUCAUUGGCAACAAGUCUGACUGGGUCGACAAGAAAGCCGUCACUGAAGAACAAGGGCGAGAGCUUGCCGACGAACUGAACAUCAAGUUCAUGGAGACCUCUGCCAAAGUAAACGAAGGCGUCGAAGAGGCCUUCUUCACACUAGCACGGGACAUAAAAACCCGCUUGAUCGACACCCAGGAACAAGGUGGUGAUGUCGCUGGUGGUCCUUCAACUGGUUCAGUCAGAGUCAACAAUCCCUCUGCUAAUAGUACGACCCAAGGCUGCUGUUCAUGAUUACCUUGCCACAUACCCUAUACGUCGUCUUAAUGAUGACCACCAUUCUGUUUCCAUCCUUAAAUAUUCAUUCACUUUAGUAUGGUCUUUUAUUGGUUUCUGUAUCAAUCGCAAAUGGAAAUAUCUCAUUGGAGUCGCCAUAACAAGUCUUCAUUUAUUACCAGUCUUCGCCUUCAUUCCAGCCACCCUUGUCUCGUAUACCAGAACUGCCUAGCUUGGUCUUUCCUCUUGAUUUGCGACCCCCAAGUUCCUUGUACAUUCCUCUCAUUUCGACCUUUCCUGGGCGGGCAGAUGCUUCAGCCUCUAACCGCCACUUCUCCUCCUUCAAUUC
Messenger RNA from Guyanagaster necrorhizus, 961 nucleotides. RefSeq names its product rab-type small GTP-binding protein. Lineage: Eukaryota; Fungi; Basidiomycota; Agaricomycetes; Agaricales; Physalacriaceae. The transcript has 6 exons. The coding region runs from base 1 to 630 and encodes 209 amino acids. Gene Ontology annotation, molecular function: GTP binding; GTPase activity. The record is from RefSeq and is a predicted model, not a curated record.